UGUGUUUGUUGCCAGAGAGAGACAGAGAGAGAGAGAGAUAGAGGGAGAGAGAGAGAGAGAGAGAGAGAGAGAGAAAGAGAGAGAGAGAGAGAGAGAGAGAGAGAGAGAGAGAGAGAGAGAGAGAGAGGAUAGCAAGGCAGCUAGAGAGCUCGAGGGAGACGAUAGAGUGGGAGCGAUAGCGAGAGCUAGAUAAUGGAGGUGCAGUCUGAGUGCGUAGAGCCUCCUGUGGCCCCUCAGUGUGACCCCCAGCCCACUGGGAAGAUCAACAAAGCUGCCUUCAAACUCUUCGGAAAGCGACGCACCGGCUCCGGGAUGGCCAGCUUCUUCUCCUUCAGGAACAAAGGGGCCACAAACAGCGGGAGCAACGGGAAUUCUGACAAUGGGAAUUCUUUGAAUGGGAAUGGCUCGGCGUCGGAGCUCAUUAGGAGUAAAACCCACGAUGGACUAAUAGGCUCAACCAACGACACUGAUGGACAGAGAGGGGACGGGCUCGCCAGCCUGGAAGCUGGCCCGGUGAGGUCUCUCAGCAAAUCCCUGAGUUUCUUCUCUCUACUCCGACGUGGGAGUUUUAGGUCGACUGAAAAUGGGGGGUCGGGACUUGUUAGAAGAGGGAGGGGCCUAAAGGGCUUCUUCAGCAGCAUGCGAUGGAGACGAAAGGAAAAAACUAACGAGGGAGAUGGGGUAGAGGUGGAAGGUCCCAAGGAGAAGGAUGGGGAUAGUACCCACUCUGAGAAGGUAAAGGAUAUUACUCUUACCCUUGAACCACCUCCGCAUCAUCACCAAGAGGAUGGUGGGAAUGCAGAGGCAGAGCCUAACCUCCGAGCAACAGAGACUCCGAUUACUACUGUUACCAUGACACCACCACACUGUGUUGCCAUGACAGGGCCAUCUGUUGAGCCAGACUCCCCCGUUCCUUACACACCCACUGACUCGCCGCUGCGGCCGACCAUUCAAAAAGCCAAAGCCUCAAUUUCCAGCCUCACCCCCUCUCUUGCUUCGCCCCCCUUGGACCGCUGCAGCACGGGUGACCCACCCUCGGAACCUUCGGUGGACAGACUCUGCUCUCUUCUCUUCAAUGACGUCACAUCCCUGAAGAGCUUUGAUUCACUGACAGGCUGUGGGGACAUUACUGCCGAUGCAGACGAUGAGGGUCCGGCAGGUAAUGGGGGCAGUGGCACGAGCAGCAGCAGUAGUGGCGGAGGAGGGGGGCCUGUGGGAGCAAGUGUUGGGAGAGCGGUUGGUGUCGCUAGUGCCACAUCCCGUGGAUCCCCGUCCAAACCGUCUCUACCCUCCCAGCUGAGCCAGCCCAUCUACUCUGUUUCCUUAAGCUCAGGGCAUGCCUCCCUCCCAGCCAGGGCUCGGGCUCCACCUCCACCACAGCAGCACCCAGCUGGUAGUGGUGUGGUGGCUUACAUGGGUGGAGGGGAAGAAAUGGCAAGUCCAGAAGGAGUGGACGAUGCAGACAUGCAAGGGCUCUGGCACAUGCUGCCCUCCACGGGGGACAACUCUCCGGCUUUGCCCAGAUUGCAUCAACCUCCCUCCACCACCCCUACUUCCACGUAUCCCCCUCGCUCCAACCCCUCAAGCAGCCACCUUUCUCUUGCCUCCAGGAUUUCAGAACGGAAGGUACCCCAGGUGAAGGCAUUGGGGCUGAGCAAAAUUCCAGUCGUCGGCGGAGCUGCAGUCCGGCCAGCUAAAACCUCCCUCCCUCACCCACAUGGCCGCCAUCCAACAUCACCUGGGGAGAAAGAGCCACUCAGUGAUGAGGGCUACUGGGACACACCCUCAGCAACCCCCACAGCGACGCCUGAUGAGAGCAGGCUGCAGCGUAACCAGAGGAUGGCCCUAUCACGCGACAGCUACUCUGGAGACCAACUUUAUGACCUUUAUGAUGACCCUGAGGAGCAUCGAGAUGAUGAAGAACUGGAAGGAGAUGACGAUCUAAACAGUACCCCUUCUCCAUCUACUGAGUACAAACUAAGCCCCACAUCCCAAACAACUCCUCCUUCUUCCUCCUCCUCUUCUUCAUUUCGAUCGAUGAAAGGCAGCGCCAGCCUUCCACGUGACUCCAAAAUCCCAGUAAGCAACAAACAGUCGUCACCACCCCACUCUGUGAGCCAGUCAGGCCUUUCGUCCGUCCUGGAGGCUGAAUCCCAACCACCAAAGACCGAGGCGCCUCCCCCAGUCCGCACCAGAAUUCCUGUAUCUAAGGUGCCUGUCCGUCGAUCUGGAAACAAACCCGGCAGCAGAGGAACUGCCCACAAGAAGUAGUUUCUGUCAAACUGGUAGUUCUCCCCCACUAUGGUCUGGGCUUGAGUUUGUACCUUGCUAUGGUGCGGUUUAUGCACAGCCAAAAGUUUUCCCACACGCAGAAAAAUGUUGAGCUGUGGAGUUAACAGCCUAUAAAUUCCUCUCAAAUCUUAAAAGCACUCACUCCUCAAGUGUUUUGGCUUUCGACGACGAGAAUGAAUGGGCUUGUUCGCUUGAGAAAGUCACGAGGAGACUCCAAAAAGCUGGGUUCACACUUCAUGGCCCCUCGCAGGAACAUUGGAGGUUGACUCUUGACAAUCCAUGGCCAUGCAAUAGACACAUUUGCCUUGUAGCUUCCUGGAAAAGCUCCUGACUUACUGACACUUGGAUUCAGCUCAAGACUGCACACUGCGAUAAAGAAGGAGAAAAAACAGCAGAGCACCUUUUUUAUAUCUCCUGUUUUCUUAUGGAAUUCCAAAUCACAUAACUCAAUUUACUCAGAAGGACCUCAUCUAAAUGAAGUUUUUCUAGUUGUUUUGAGUUUGUCAUCUUGUCUAAUCAGUAACAAAGUACCUCCUAAUCCUCUGAAUUUAGAGCCAAAGUUUGACGUUCUCUAAUAGUCUGGCAUAAUCUCAACAACAUCCACAGCCACAUUUUUUGUUUUGCUGUUGUAUGUGUAUUUUACUUUCAGCUCUCCUAGUGACUGCACAGUUUAUUCAAACUAAACGUGCAUAUUUCCAAAUGAGUUCUUAGAUCUGAACUGGUUGUAAAACUUUGCAGCUACAAAUACAGGAACGCUUCUCUGCAGAAGGCUCCAGUUUGUUGACUGGUAAAAAAAUGUAUUUCGGAAGUUUGGAUUAAGCCUGUGAUAUUUGGAUCUGCAUCACUGAAUCACUGGAAGUACAUCCAUCCAUCAACCUCUGGGAUUUACAAGUGUUAAGCUACAGAUGGAAACCUGGAAAACUAUCGCAAUAUUCUACCUGGAGGGAUCCGGUGCACUGACAUAACACACGGACACACACACAAAAACCUUUUUUCUCCAUCUCUGCAUGCAGUGCCACACACAUGCACCCGGCACAAAGGUCAGGAACAUCAUCUAACAAAGAAGGAUCUAAGACACACACUGUGCAGCCUUUGGCCUUUUUCUUCGUAGCUACACUUGAUGACUUUCUUCUCUAAAGACACAUGCACUAACAACUGUUUUUUUUCUAGCUAGAACUUUCUCUUUCACUGUAUUUCAUACUGUUUUGUAAGCCCUGUUUUCCUAGGUCACAUUGCACAGAUCUUAAACUGUGAUUGCACCAGUUUGUCUAUAGUCCGCCCUCUAUCUGUAAAAUCUGGGGACUGAUGCUAACACAGAGCAGAGUCCUUCACCCCCAUUUCCUGGCUUUUGUACUUGCCGUACAACCUCAUUCUAGGAUCCGCUGUUAGCUGCGUGUGAAUCGGAAUGUAGUUGACAUCAUGGUAGAUCAUUGGUCAGCAUAUAUUUCCCCCUGUGUUGGUGUGUUUUCCUCUUUGUCCCUCUUUCUGUGGGGGCAAGACAAUGGGCGGAAUCCACUAUUUUCUAAGACCCCCAGUGUUUUGUAAAACGGAAACAAGCUACUGCACAGUGUGUGCACUUGUAUUAAGAAUGAGUAGUGUGUGUUGCAGUCCUAAAGGGCCUUUGUCAGUGGCUGAGUGAGGCAAGUUACUGGGGGCAGAGUGUUCUCCAUCCAUUAGAUGAGAGAAAGGCGAGUUUUCUCUAAUCCGAGCCACAAGGGGUUCCAAUGACAUUCGAGGGUCGUUCUAGUUCAUGAUAGCUUUCCAUCUGGUUUAGGAGCCGAAGAUUGAUCCAAAAUGCUGCUCCAGGUUCAGGUAUCUUUUCAUCCUCCUGAUGGUUGAGCAUAGAACAGGCCCCGGAGUAACCUCCCAGGUCUGCGGUGAGAGUAUUUCUCACCCAGAGGAAAGGGGAGAGUAAAGGUCACUUGGAUCACAUCUGUUCCUGUCUUUUUGAAUUUACAGUAGCAUGCAAUCAAUUUCAUUCAUCCUUCCUCCGUUGAGGAAGGGAUUGAAAGGAAUCAGGAGGGAAAAUGGGUGGAGUAAUACAGGGUACAGGGUGGACAACAAUAAAAACCAUCGCACCUGGUAAAAAUGGGAUGAUACUUUUGGACUGCUGAUGAAAACAGUUGGCUCAGUGGUACAAAAAUCACAACUGUGAAUGGGAAACCACACAAUCAAAUGGUUGAACUAGACAAGACUUUAUAGUGACAUUUUAUAUAUUUAACAGGUUUUGUUCAAAUCCUCCUUGGUUAAUGAAUUUGUUGACUGUGAUGUGUUUUGCCGCUGCACAGGGAUGACAUCAAACAUGGAGGCCAGCAGAUUGCCAAGUUGCUCAGCUCCCUCUGUUUUUGUUUUCUCUCCUUCCUCUCCUACAAAUUGAGCCUCCAUGUGAUCACUGCAUUGCAAACAAAGUUAUUUUUUUUUAUUUGUUAUCUUUAUUUAACCAUCUGUUCACGGUGUGAAAUCCUUUCACUUUUCUUAUUUAAUGAAUAAAACUGUGUUUGCGCCGACAAACAAGCUCAUGACUCUUUGUAACCACGUUUAGGGAUUCCAUUAAUGCCGGCAGCUUCAUGUGCUUAAUCAUGUACUUAUAGAAAGAGAGUAACUAGACUGAGCCCUUCUCUCCUUCACUCCCUCUCCUCCAUCCUUCACACCAACACAUCCUGGGGGCUCAGAUCCCCCAAGGGGCCCAGGCUGUGGAUGGGAGAAACAGAGAUGCUUUUUGUUGAUGUGUGGCGUGUUGCAUUUUUGUUGUGGAGCCACACUUGCAAAGAGCGCCGCUUGGCUUGGGCAUAAUAGGUUAUCGAUACAUUUUAUUGAUUGCUGGGAUGAAAGCCUGAUGGAUGUGUCAUUGUCUGCUGUUGGACUCCAGAAGGGCAAAAGGAAAAAUAUAUGCGGGAACGAGGACGAGCAGACGAGCAAUAUGACAACAAAGAAGCAGCUGACACACAGCUGAUUCAUGUGGAAACGGAACAUGUGCAUAUGUGUGAGUGUGUUUGUGUGUGUGUGCGUGUGUGUGUGUAUGUGUGUGUGUGUGUGUGUGUGUGAUUGUGCUUAAUCAACAUGAAAUCGAAGGUCUCAUCAUUUCAAGAAGACACAUGUUGCUGGAAACAGAUCACGUGCUGUUGUGUUGUGGGUGCAGCACAUGAAGCGUAUUAGGAGGAGGAUUUGGUGCAGUGCGAAUCCCCUUUGUAAUGGUGCAGCAACACCCCCCCCCCUCCCCUCUUUCUACUCAGCUUCCUCUCUGUGUUCCUGCACCCUGAGGUCUGUGCAAAAGCCCUUACGUAAGACCAUAACACUCACUUUUUACCAGCCCACCACAUCAAAGCUACAGCCAUGCUGACAGGGAGGACGGUGCACGCUGGUGUGCGCAUGUGUGUUUGGCUGAUCUCAUCAUUUAAUCCGCUGCUGCUUUGGUGCUGCGUGUGGACAUCCAUUCUCAUUGUGUGUGUUUGUGCAUUAGUUUUUGUGCAUAAAUCUGAUGUGCGUGCACGACAGGGAGGAUUUACUGUGUGCUUGAACAUAGAACAACAUGUUGUGUAAAGCACUGAAGAAGAGAACAAGAGGUUUGUUCAGUUGGGAGUAGGCAUCUGCGCUCUUUAAAUGAAGUCUUUACUUAGCCUUUGUGACUUUUGAUAAACAGCAGCCAUAGGGGACUAAUGAUGAGAUGGUUUUCACAUUUAAACAUACACUAUAAAGCAGAUGUUUCUAGAACAACCCCACAUUUUGUGUUACUUCUGACGCAACAUGAUUUCCAUUGAAUUUUCACAUGAUCUGACUGUCAAAUAUAACACCAUGUGUGAUCCUAAUACAAACACAUUGUUGCGUUAAAAAUGUGUUAAUUCUAUUGCAAUGAUUUGGAUUGAUAUAAACACUCAACUUAAGUUUUUUUUAUUGUGAAAGAUUUGCAGGAGCAGAAGAUGCACGGCUUCAUUUUUGUAGUACUGGUAUUUAUUUGAGUACAAGGGACUUUGUUCAUACAAGGCCAUAAUCUCAGUUGUGGCCAUAUUCAAAUCAAAGCCUAUAUGUUAAAGCAUUGAGCUGCAGUAGCAGCUCCUCUGUAGAACAUGAUGUGGAACUGAGAAGCUACAUACUUUGCAUCGUAAAUAUUAAGUGAUAUUAAUUUGAAUAUUGUGCAUUGAAUAGAAACAUUUGCAGA
Platichthys flesus (European flounder) is the source of this 6448-nucleotide messenger RNA. It is a transcript of the gene amer2, whose product is annotated as APC membrane recruitment protein 2. Gene Ontology annotation, biological process: regulation of canonical Wnt signaling pathway. Gene Ontology annotation, cellular component: plasma membrane. Lineage: Eukaryota; Metazoa; Chordata; Actinopteri; Pleuronectiformes; Pleuronectidae. The transcript has a single exon. Bases 193 to 2271 code for a protein of 692 amino acids. The record is from RefSeq and is a predicted model, not a curated record. Gene Ontology annotation, molecular function: beta-catenin binding; phosphatidylinositol-4,5-bisphosphate binding.